Molecule: messenger RNA, 435 nt
Organism: Marasmius oreades (fairy-ring Marasmius)
Lineage: Eukaryota; Fungi; Basidiomycota; Agaricomycetes; Agaricales; Marasmiaceae
Exons: 2
Coding region: 1-435 (144 amino acids)
Source: RefSeq, a predicted model, not a curated record
AUGCAGCAGGUGACUCUGCUAACCCAAAUGCGAAACCCGAAUUCCUACCAACAGGUUACUGGUCCCCGCAACCCAACAAUUGUCCGGAGUGUCGCAUCAACCCUACGAAUCCUAAACUGGCCUUCAACCGAACUUGGCACGAUACUACCUACACAUUACGCAGGGGAUCCGACCCACAGUGUACAGUUCUCGUUCACCGGGAUUGCGUUAUCCGUCUUCUGCAUCCUUCCUCCAAAGACGGCUGAAGCGAUCGUAACGACCUACGAUCUGACAUUCAUAUUGGAUGGUCAGCCUGUUGGACCGCCCUUCACUCGAACGAACGACCAGUUGACAGACAGUUACCAAUUGGCAAUACAAUGUUUCAGUUUUUUCGAUGAACAACCUUCCGAACAGGAGGCACACAUUCGUCAUGCAAAUGGUGAGCCAAGCCAAUGA